AUGCGCGUUCAUCCGGAACUCAUCCGCAGGUCCGCCGCAGCUAACACCGCUUCUAGCCACCGCCGCACGCCCCAAACCAUGGCGUCGCGAACCGUCAUUCCCAUCGACAAGAACUGGCAGUUCAAGCAGGCUGACAAGGAGGACAGCGAGCUCCUCGCCGCCAGCCAGUUCCCAACAAAUGUUCACCUUGACCUCAUCCACCACAAUAUUAUCCCCGAUCCGUUCAUCGGCAAAAACGAGCUUGACGUGCAGUGGAUCGGCGAAGUGCAAUGGCUGUACAAGACCACCUUCGCCUCUGAGGCCAUCCCCGAGGGCGCCAAGGCGAUCUUGGCCUUUGAAGGCCUUGACACAUUCGCUACCGUCGUGCUCAACGGCAAGACGAUCCUUGAGACGGAUAACAUGUUUACACCAGAGCGUGUCGAUGUCACAUCUGUCCUCCAAAAGGAUGGGGAAAACCAGCUCGAAAUCACCUUCGACAGUGCCUACCUGCGUGGCUGGAAGCUGGUAGAGAAGUACCCCGAUCACAAGUGGGGAUGCUGGAAUGGCGAUAACUCGAGGCUUGCAGUCCGGAAAGCUCAAUACCACUGGGGCUGGGAUUGGGGUCCGACUCUGCUGACCUGCGGACCGUGGAGGCCAAUCAACCUCGAAAUUUACGAGUCCCGUCUCUCCGACCUCUACUUCGAGACCACCGUUGACGACUCCCUCAAGAGUGCCAAGGUCGUUGCCCACGCCACGACCGAAGGCAAGGCCUCAAAGGUCCGCUUCGACGUGUCCCUCGAUGGCAAAGCGCUCGCCUCUGAGACAAUUGACGCCAGCGACGAUGCUACUAUCUCAGCAACCUUCCAGUUACAAGACCCCGCGCUGUGGUACCCCAUCCGCUACGGGAAGCAGCCCUUGUACACCGUGACUGCCAUCCUUCUAAGCGGCACCGACGAGGUCGACACCCUGUCCAAGAAGAUUGGCAUUCGCAAGGUUGAGCUGGUGCAAAGACCUGUCAAGGAACAGCCGGGAACAUCGUUCUUCUUCCAGGUCAACAACGUGCCCGUCUUCUGUGGUGGAAGUGACUGGAUCCCUGCCGACAACUUCAUCCCCCGCAUUAGCAAGGAGAGAUACUACGACUGGAUUCGGCUGCUGUCGGACGGCAACCAAUUCAUGGUUCGUGUUUGGGGCGGUGGCAUCUACGAGGAGCAGGCUUUCUACGAUGCUUGCGACGAAUACGGCAUCCUCGUGUGGCAAGACUUCAUGUUUGGGUGCGGCAACUACCCUACCUGGCCAGAGCUUCUGAAAUCUAUCGACAGAGAGGCGAGAGAAAACGUCAAGAUGCUGCGUCACCACCCUUCCAUUGUCAUCUGGGCGGGCAACAACGAGGACUACCAGUACGCAGAGAGCGAGAACCUGACGUACGACCUCGCAAAUAAGGACGCAGAGAGCUGGCUUAAGACGGACUUCCCAGCACGGUACAUUUAUGAGAAGAUCCUCGUCGAUACGUGUAAGGACCUCAUCCCCGAUACCUACUACCACUUUGGCAGUCCCUGGAGCGGUCAAGACACGAGAGAUCCUACGGUGGGCGAUCUCCACCAGUGGAACGUCUGGCACGGCACCCAAGAAAAAUACCAAAACUUUGACAAGCUCGUCGGCCGGUUUGUGUCAGAGUUCGGCAUGGAGGCCUUCCCCUCUGUCAAGACCAUUGAAGCAUACUUGCCCAAGGGUAAAGACGAUCCAGACCGCUACCCUCAAUCCUCAACCGUCGAUUUCCACAACAAGGCCGACGGCCACGAGCGUCGCAUUGCCUUGUACCUAGUAGAGAACUUCCGCUACGCUCCGGAUCCCUUGGAGCAAUUUGUGUACUGCACGCAGCUCAUGCAGGCCGAAUGCCUCGCCUCGGCUUACAGGUUGUGGAAGAGGCAGUGGAAGGGUCCCGGUAGGGAGUACUGCGGCGGAGCAUUGGUGUGGCAGAUCAAUGAUUGCUGGCCCGUGACUUCGUGGGCCAUCUGCGACUACUACCUACGUCCGAAGCAUGCCUACUUCACCGUCAAGCGCGAGAUGGCACCAAUCUCUAUUGGCAUCACCCGGACGGAACAUAAGCACCCCAAGGACAAGUACACGCGCGUCGACAUCGACACCAAGACGCAGAUUGAGAUCUGGGGCUCAAACCUUCAACUAGAAGACCUGACUGUCGACCUGCUCGUCAAGGCAUGGGACGUUGAGACAGGCGAGGAGACGUACUCCGAGAUUGUGGACAAGGACUUUGUCCUGCCUGAGAACAGGUCAACGGAGAUGGCCGCCUUUGAGGUCCCCGUGAGGCAAAGGGGCGACGAGGCGAAGACUGUUGUCGCAGCUUACUUGAUCCAGAACGGCGAGCAGAUUGCGCGGUACGUCAACUGGCCUGAGCCGCUCAAGUAUUUACACUUGCAGAAGCCCAAGAGCUUGAAGGCGACACUUGUUGAGGGCGAUGAUGUGGUGGAAAUUAGUGCCGAAGUGCCAGUCAAGGGUGUUGCGCUGGAGGCUGAGGAUGAUGGUGUGGUCUUCAGCGACAACUUGGUUGAUGUCGUCCCCGGUGAGGUUGUGAAGAUUGGAGUCAAGGGAGCGAGCAAGGAUACGAGAAUUGAGACGAGGUAUCUGGGUAUGGUCAACUAG
Molecule: messenger RNA, 2637 nt
Organism: Colletotrichum orchidophilum
Lineage: Eukaryota; Fungi; Ascomycota; Sordariomycetes; Glomerellales; Glomerellaceae
Product: glycosyl hydrolase family 2
Exons: 2
Coding region: 1-2637 (878 amino acids)
Biological process (GO): glycoprotein catabolic process; carbohydrate metabolic process
Molecular function (GO): beta-mannosidase activity
Source: RefSeq, a predicted model, not a curated record